Messenger RNA from Eruca vesicaria subsp. sativa (arugula), 1067 nucleotides. The record is from the annotation of a GenBank genome assembly. Lineage: Eukaryota; Viridiplantae; Streptophyta; Magnoliopsida; Brassicales; Brassicaceae.
AAAAGAGUAAAGCAUAGAGAAUCCCUUACUUCGCUUCUUUCCCAAGCAAACCACAAACACCUCUCUCAACAUUCAUCUUCCUCCUCCUCCUCAAGCAAAGUCAUCACUUCACCAAAAUGUCAAAUUCAAGUCACCGGAGAAGAGUUCCGACUCCGGUCGGAAACGGAGGCCGGAGCAUCAGGUUGAGACGGACGGCUUCCCGUUGCGGUUUUGAUAAGAUCCGUUCAAAAUCGACUAAUCAUGUUUUUGAGAGAAGCUUAUCCGAUUCGAGUCUCAAUCGCCGCCGCGACGGAGAUGGUAGUUGCAUGCGGCGAUCAUCGCCGUUGAGUGGCUUACUGACGGAAGAUUCUGGUCCGAUCGUCUACUUGCCAAGGAUUCGCUCUGAGGUUAUGGCUUCUUCUCCGUCGUUGUUGGGCUUAUCUUCCCUAACGUCUCCAUUUCCGACCAAUCAAGAGGAAAAUAAAAGAGAAGCAACAAAAGUUGUAAUCAACGUAGCAGUUGAAGGAAGCCCUGGACCUGUAAGAACCAUGGUCAAAUUGAGUUGCAACGUCGAAGAAACGAUCAAACUAGUCGUAGAGAAGUAUUGUGAAGAAGGACGAACACCCAAACUCGAUAAAGGUGCUGCCUAUGAGUUGCAUCAAUCUCAUUUCAGCAUCCAGUGUUUGGAGAAAAGAGAAAUAAUCGGAGAAAUAGGAAGUAGAAGCUUCUACCUUAGAAAGGGAGCUAAUGAAACCGGAGUUUCUUUCGCCGGAAUUUCUCCAGCGAGAACGAGCUUUAUUCCGUCGUCUCAUAUCAUCGAAUCGUGUAUCGCUCAGAUUAUUGGGAAAAUCUUGAGGAGAACGAGAAAGUUAUGGAACAUAUUGAUCCGCGACCAACGACGCCAGCUUGACCGAGGACAAGCCGACCACUCCAUCUUCACUUUCUUUCCAAAAGAGGCGCCGACACACAGAAUUGAAGAUCACCUGACAUUCCAAUCUUCAGCCCAACUUACCAAAACCCGGGAGUUGAGAUAUACCACACCGUUGAGGGGAACCGCCAUCCUCAACUGGCCCAUCUCACUCACCUAA